AGUUUUUGUACAUAAUACACUAAACCCGGCCCUUCACCAGUAACCAUCUCCAAAUUUUGUAGCAUCGAUACUUUGUUCAUAGAGAUGGCUAGAUCAUCUGUACCUCUGAUCGCUGUGUUAUGCGUUUCACUUCUACCACUUGCGGCCAUGGCGGUUGGAACGCCAUUCCUCGUUGAAGGCCGUGUUUACUGCGACACUUGCCGCUUUGGAUUCGAGACAAUCGCCACCAAAUAUAUCAUCGGGGCAACAGUGAGAAUAGUGUGCAAAGACGGAGUGACCUUGAAACAGGAGGUGGUUGGUGAGGCGGUGACGGGCGGCCUUGGAACAUACAGUAUCGCCGUCACAGGAGAUCGACACGACCAGCAGUGUCAGGCGGAGCUCGUCAAGAGUUCCAUGCACGACUGCCACGUGGCUGAUCCCGGCAGAAGUACCGCCACCGUGAUCCUCACGCGGUCCAACGGCGCCGCCUCUACACGCCACUUCGCCAACGCCAUGGGUUACCUCCGGGACCAACCGCUUCCUGGCUGCGCCGCUCUCCGGAAACUCUACCUUUCCGACGGUGAUGCUCGGGCUAUUUGA
Molecule: messenger RNA, 579 nt
Organism: Eutrema salsugineum
Lineage: Eukaryota; Viridiplantae; Streptophyta; Magnoliopsida; Brassicales; Brassicaceae
Product: protein DOWNSTREAM OF FLC
Exons: 2
Coding region: 85-579 (164 amino acids)
Source: RefSeq, a predicted model, not a curated record